This is a messenger RNA of Jatropha curcas, 2150 nucleotides long. RefSeq names its product UBX domain-containing protein. Lineage: Eukaryota; Viridiplantae; Streptophyta; Magnoliopsida; Malpighiales; Euphorbiaceae. Gene Ontology annotation, biological process: ERAD pathway. Gene Ontology annotation, molecular function: ubiquitin binding. Gene Ontology annotation, cellular component: endoplasmic reticulum. The record is from RefSeq and is a predicted model, not a curated record.
CUUAUUGCACCACAAUGGCAGUCCGUAAUUUCUAAACUCAACCACGCCCUUUUCCGGUAUCGCGUCGCAACACUAUAUGAAGUAUCGAGACCGAUUGUCUUCCUUUCUUCCCCGUCCAUAACCAUAAACCUCCAAAGUCUCAACUCGAAGAACAUUCUAGUCCGUUUUCAGAUAAAGCUUGAAGAAAACAAAAAUAGAAAGAACUGCCUCCGUUCUCAAUUGAGAGGAACCGUAAGAAUUUGCGAUAUAAUGGUUGAUGUAGCCGAUAAAUUGGCGUAUUUUCAAGCGAUCACAGGCCUCGAAGAUCCCGAUUUGUGCACAGAGAUUCUCCAAGCUCAUGGCUGGGACCUGGAACUCGCGAUCUCAGCCUUUACCUCCAAUAACAACAAUAAUGAAAACGAUAGUAACGCCGUCUCCACCACUACAGCUUCUGCCACCGACACUGGAAGUUCCGCUGUGGAAACCUUGAAUUCAGCCUCUCGUGAUGCAUUUGACCGUUCCGAUUCUGGUGCUGGAGCUGUAGCCGCAGCGGCCCCUGGUUUAGCCUGGAAACUUAUUACCUUACCUUUUUCUGUGAUUUCAGGCAGUUUAGGGCUAAUAUCUGGUGCUGUUGGACUUGGUUUAUGGGCUGCUGGUGGUAUUUUGUCUUAUUCUCUUGGAAUGGUCGGGCUGGGGUCAAGCGCCGGGCGGAAUGGGGAAUCUUCAACCCGACUUGUUUCGGUAUCUGCCGCUGCUAGAGAGGCGAUGGAGUUUGUAUCGGUGUUUGAGAGAGAGUAUGGUUCUAGAAGGCCGAAUUUUGUAACUGAAGGGUUCAUGGAUGCUCUGCAAAGGUCGAGGAAUGCUUACAAGUUGUUAUUUGUGUACUUGCAUUCACCAGAUCACCCGGAUACGCCUAUGUUUUGUGAGAGGACUCUGUGUUCAGAUGUUUUCUCCGCGUUUGUGAAUGAGAACUUCGUGGCCUGGGGAGGGAGCAUUAGGGCUAGCGAAGGAUUUAAGAUGAGUAACAGCCUUAAGGCUUCCAGAUAUCCGUUUUGUGCCGUAGUCAUGCCCGCCACAAAUCAAAGGAUCGCGUUACUUCAACAGGUUGAGGGUCAAAAAUCUCCUGAAGAAAUGCUUGUGACACUACAGAGAGUGCUUGAAGAAAGUGCACCUGUCCUCGUUGCAGCAAGGAUUGAAGCAGAGGAAAGAAGCAACAACAUGCGUUUGAGGGAGGAACAAGAUGCUGCAUACAGAGCAGCACUUGAAGCUGAUCAAGCCAGGGAACGGCAAAGGAUAGAAGAGCAAGAGCGUCUAGAGAGGGAAGCUGCUGAAGCAGAGAGGAAACGAAAGGAGGAAGAAGAAGCUCGAGAGAGAGCAGCACGUGAAGCUGCAGAAAAAGAGGCUGCUCUGGCUAGAAUUCGGGAGGAGAAAGCUCUAUCGCUUGGUGCAGAACCUGACAAAGGACCUGAUGUUACACAAGUUUUGGUACGCUUACCAACUGGCCAACGCAAAGAAAGAAGGUUCCACAAUACUGCCACUAUCCAGUCUCUAUAUGACUAUGUUGAUUCUUUGGGUCUUUUAGAGGUUGAGACAUACAGCCUUGUCUCAAAUUUUCCAAGGGUCACAUAUGGUUCAGAGAAACUCUCUCUGUCCUUGAAAGAAGCAGGGUUGCAUCCUCAGGCCAGCCUUUUUGUGGAGCUGAGUUAGGGAAGUGUAUUGCCUUAAGAAGACUAAUCCAAAAAUGGGUGAUGCAAGUAGGGUACUUUGUUGUGUUUCUCUUUUCUUAUUUCAGAUUUGAUUAGCAAUGAUAGCCAGUAAGAUAUGAUAGAUUCUGUGUUUUAAUAUUUGGUUUCAUUUUCCUUUAAUGCAAAGAUGCAAUGAAAAGAAAAGGAGCUGAGGGUGGAAAAUGGGGUUGAAAUAAGGAAUGUUAUACUAAUUUUGCACAUAUUAUCAGUUUGAGAAAUUCUAUUAUUAGCUUACCCCCCCUUACUCGAUUGUAAGAUUCAAGUGGUUUGCAAUUCUCCUAGAUUUCUUUUUAAGAUGAGAUAUCAGACUGUGCUGAUGGUACGUUGAUUGUGAUGGUAAAGUUCGGAUUCACAGAAGCCCAGUCUUGUGUGUGGAUUGCAAUAUUAUAUAUAUAUAAUACUUAUAGUGAAUAAGUAUUUGUUUUC